Paralichthys olivaceus (Japanese flounder) is the source of this 1481-nucleotide messenger RNA. It is a transcript of the gene fmoda, whose product is annotated as fibromodulin a. Lineage: Eukaryota; Metazoa; Chordata; Actinopteri; Pleuronectiformes; Paralichthyidae. The record is from RefSeq and is a predicted model, not a curated record. Gene Ontology annotation, molecular function: protein binding.
GAGGGGAUGAGAGGUAUUUUUUGUUGAGUGAUUGUCAGAGUCCCCUCCACUCCUGAGCUCACUUUGAGAGAGAGGGGGGACAAAGAGGGCCAGUCUACCCCUGAUCAGAUUACAUAAAGGUUCUGUGUGACUGCGACAAUGUUCCUGGCGACCAUCUUCUUCUUCUCUGCCCUGCUCCCAUUCUCUCUUUCCCAACAACGGGACCCCUUCGCUUGGCUGUAUGGCCGCCAAGGAAACGCUUUCGCCUCCCUGCAGGCGGGCACCUCAGGAGACCAGUGUCCGGAAGAGUGUGACUGCCCCCCCACAUUCCCCAUUGCCAUGUACUGUGACGGGAGGGGCCUGACAGCCAUGCCAAAUGUUUCUGCCCAUAUCAAGUACUUGUACCUCCAGAACAAUGCCAUCACUGCUGUGCCCGAGUCAGCUCUGGCCAAUGCAACCAGUCUGGUGUGGUUAAUGAUGCACCACAACCAGCUGACAUCUGAAGCCAUUGACAAGAAGGUGUUUUUGAAGUUGAAGGGACUGGAGCGUUUAUAUCUACAGCACAACAAUCUGACCAGCAUUCCUCCCAACCUCCCUCGCUCCCUGCGAGAUCUGAGAAUCAGUCAUAACAACAUUGAAAAGGUAUCACCUGCAGACCUAGAGGGAAUGGAUAACCUCACUAUCCUGUAUCUCCAUGAUAAUGCGCUCACAGACAUGAGCACAUCACUGAAGGCACUGACAUCUCUCACACUGCUGGACAUCAGUGGCAACAAGCUGACAAAGGUCCCAGAGGCCCUCCCUGACCAUCUGCACCAACUCUAUCUGGAGUCCAACUCCAUCGACUCAGUGCCAGAGGACUUCCUGGGCAGUCUCACACAGCUGCAGUAUAUCAGGAUGGCCAACAACCAGCUGACAGACAAGGGCAUCCCUCCCAACACCUUUAACGUGACGGGGCUGGUGGAGCUGGACCUGAGCUUCAACAAGCUGGAGAGGAUCCCCAUAGUCAGCACCACACUGCAACACCUCUACCUGCAGGCAAACCAAAUCAAAGAGUUCACUCUGGGGAGUUUCUGCAAUAUCGUGGAUGUGACCAAUUUCUCCAAACUCCAGACACUGAGACUGGAUGGAAAUGAGAUCAGUCGCCAGGACAUCCCCUCAGAGUCAUCCAUGUGUCUGCGGCUGGCUUCCGACAUCGAGGUCUAACUAUGUGAACAGCACAGCUUGUGUGCACCAUAAUGUAACACAUUGUUUUUGUGAUGUGCAAAAAGCAAAGUGCAGCAUGAGAUGGCAGGAGCUCAUAUCUUCUAUAUAUCAUUCUGAGAAACUUAAAGCUUAAACAUGGCCUGGCCUCUGUCAAAAAAUCUAAAUCUAAAUUAGACUUAUCUGCUUCAAUUACGGUCAAUAAAUGUGUUUUUUUUGGCAUAUUGAAAAUAACCCUGAUUUGAUUGAUCAAUACGUUGCUGUGAGGGUCAAUGAUCUUUGUAUGUUAUGGUAUAUAUAAU